Molecule: messenger RNA, 2510 nt
Organism: Helianthus annuus (common sunflower)
Lineage: Eukaryota; Viridiplantae; Streptophyta; Magnoliopsida; Asterales; Asteraceae
Product: DEAD-box ATP-dependent RNA helicase 14
Exons: 9
Coding region: 301-2238 (645 amino acids)
Cellular component (GO): cytoplasm; nucleus; ribonucleoprotein complex
Molecular function (GO): protein binding; ATP binding; RNA helicase activity
Source: RefSeq, a predicted model, not a curated record
GUACCAUUUAACUUUUUUUUUUUUUGGAAAAAAGGCUCGUGGAUCAAAGCAUAUUCUGAUUUCCUCCUCUAGUAACCAUACCACACCUUCGAUCGUUCAUUUCUCUCUACGCUUCUCCGGCGAAGCGACUUUUUCUCUCUGAUUGACAUGUCACCGGAGACAAAGAACAUUUAGAGAGAGAGAUUAACACUAUUCUCCUUUCAUCCUGCAUUUUGAUCUGUUUUAUGACCUAAUAAUUCAUCGCUGCUUCAGGCAUUUCAAUCGACACACCUUCAGUGUACUUGAGAUUGGUUUGCUGAUAUGGCUGCUGCUGCUGCAACUACAACCUCUGCUGGUCCACGCUACGCACCGGCGGAUCCUACGCUUCCAAAGCCAUGGAGAGGCCUAGUAGAUGGUAGAACUGGGAAUCUCUACUUUUGGAAUCCCGAAACUAAUGUUACCCAAUAUCAGAGGCCCACGCCUCCACCAGAAACGCAGUCAUCGGAUAACUUAAAUUCGGCGAAUCCUUCUGAACAAUGUCAUGAUGACGGUAUUGCUGGUGAUGAUGUUAGGCAUGAAAGCAGCGGCAAUGGUGAAUCAAAAUUUUCUUCCGACACUAAAGGUCAUGAGACAACAAAUGGCGGGACUGAUGAUACCCCGAUAGAGACAGUUGACUUUGGACAGAAAGAAACUCCUGCUUUGACUCCCGUUCCAUCAGUUGACUUUGGACAGAAAGAAACUCCUGCUUUAUCCCCAGAUGCUUAUCGCCGGCGGCAUGAAAUAACUGUAUCUGGAACCAAUGUGCCUCCACCUUUUAUAGCAUUUAAAGAUACUGGGUUUCCCGCUGAGUUACUCAGAGAGGUACUCAAGGCUGGAUUUUCUGCCCCAACUCCCAUACAAGCACAGUCAUGGCCCAUUGCGCUCCAAAAUCGUGAUAUUGUAGCAGUUGCCAAAACCGGAUCCGGAAAGACAUUAGGCUACUUGAUUCCUGGAUUCGCGCAUCUUAAACGAGCCGGGAAGAAUCCUAAAAUGGGUCCCACUGUUUUGGUUUUGUCACCCACUAGAGAAUUGGCUACACAGAUACAAGAUGAAGCGAUCAAAUUUGGAAAAUCAUUGAAAAUAGAUUGCACGUGUUUAUAUGGAGGAGCACCAAAGGGUCCUCAACUAAGAGAGCUGGACCAUGGCACGGACAUUGUGGUUGCGACACCUGGCCGUUUGAAUGAUAUUCUUGAAAUGAAAAGGGUCAGCCUUAGUCAGGUUAGUUACUUGGUGUUAGACGAGGCGGACCGAAUGUUGGACAUGGGAUUUGAACCUCAAAUAAGGAAAAUAGUUAAUGCAGUCCCCACACGUCGUCAAACUCUUAUGUACACUGCCACCUGGCCAAAGGAGGUUCGAAAAAUUGCAGCUGAUUUUAUGGUUAAUCCAGUCCAAGUCAAUAUUGGAAAUAUUGAUGAACUUGUUGCCAAUAAAUCCAUUACACAGCAUGUUGAGGUAUUGACUUACAAUGAGAAACGCCGACGCUUAGAGCAGAUACUUGGAUCUCAACAACCAGGAUCUAAAAUAAUUAUAUUUUGUUCAACAAAAAAAAUGUGUGAUGUGCUGGCACGACAUUUGAAUCAGCCGUUUGGUGCUGCUGCAAUUCAUGGAGAUAAAAAUCAGAGUGAAAGAGAUUCUGUGCUGAGCCAGUUUCGGUCAGGCAAGUCUCCUGUGCUUGUUGCAACUGAUGUUGCCGCUCGUGGUCUGGAUGUCAAAGAUAUCAGGGUGGUGGUGAACUAUGAUUUCCCGACGGGAGUGGAGGAUUAUGUACACCGCAUUGGAAGAACAGGGAGGGCAGGUGCUACAGGAGAGGCGUACACGUUUUUUGGUGACCAAGAUGCAAAGUAUGCUUCAGAACUUGUUAAAGUUUUGGAAGGAGCAAAUCAACGUGUUCCUCAAGAACUUCGGGAAAUGGCUUCACGUGGUGGUGGAAUGGGUGGAAGAUCUAGGCGGUGGAACUCAGAUGGAGAUGGCGGUGGUUCUAGCUUUGGUGGUCGUGAUGGUGGAGGAUAUGGUGGAAGGGGUAGCGGCCGUGACAGUGACAAUGGUGGUGGCGGGUAUCAAAGUAAGAGUUUUCAUGAAAGCGUGUCCAACAAUGGUGGUGGAUGGGGCGCGGCGCCACGUAGUCGUAGUCGUAGCCCAGAGAGGUUUGACAGUGGUGGUCCACCAAAAAGUUUUCACCAGCUUAUGAUGGAGAGAGCCCGGGCUCCACCUAGCACCUAAAAAAUCUUUUAAGGUCACCACCAAUCUGAUGGUGGUGAAUUUGAAAAAAGAUGGUUGUGUCUUAUUUUCUUAUUUUGUGGCCUAAUUAAGAAGUUGAACAAGAGCUGCUAUAUGUUAUGAUGUUUUGGGAGGUUCUAAGUUCUAACAUAGGAUGGUUUAUUGUAAAGCUUUUGUAUGCAUCUAGAUGGAUAUAUGCGAUGCUAAUGUGGUCUAAUUUUGUUCGAUAUGAAACCACACUAUAUGCUAUGUGGUUUUCAUUUCAUUUUCUAGUU